Molecule: messenger RNA, 3243 nt
Organism: Strongylocentrotus purpuratus (purple sea urchin)
Lineage: Eukaryota; Metazoa; Echinodermata; Echinoidea; Camarodonta; Strongylocentrotidae
Product: pre-mRNA-splicing factor CWC22 homolog
Exons: 6
Coding region: 64-1863 (599 amino acids)
Source: RefSeq, a predicted model, not a curated record
GUACUUUGCUCGCGACAUCCCGACGAAAAGCAAUCAAGACUGCCUUGAAAAUUAUCAGAAAAGAUGUAUUAUGUACCAAGAGGAGGUAACCGAGGAGGGCAGGAUCAGUUUACAUGGGAUAGUGUGAAGGGUGACAAGGAUAGAGAAUGUUAUUUAGGCCAUUCUCUGAAAGCCCCGGUUGGCCGAUGGCAGAAAGGCAAGGACCUUCAGUGGUUUAACAAGGAACGGACAGAAGGAAGAGAAUUGACUGAAGCUGAAGCAGUACGCCAAGCAGAGAAGGAGGCCCUGAUGAUAGCCUUAGGACAGAAGCCACCAGUUAAGCGACCACCUCCAGCAGAAAGUCCAGACGAAGAAGAAAGGUACUCUUCAAGCCCAAGCCCUCCACCAAAGAAGAAAAAGAAAAAGAAGAAGGCCGAACCUGGUAGUUUAGAUGAUCUUCUACUGCAGAAACUCAAAGGGAGUAAAGGGUUAGAAAGAUUGACAGAUUCAAAGAAGAAAAAGAAGAAAAAUAAGAAGAUUGGCCGGGAUACAGAUCAGUUGUCAAAGAGAAACAAGAAGAGAAAAGAAAGGCAUCACCAUAGCGAGAGUGAUUCAGAUUCUUCAGAACAAUCAGAGAGCUCUGAAGCAGAGUCCAGUGAUGAUAGAAAAAAACACAGUAAGUCAUCGAGAAAGGACAAGAGUAAAUCAUCAAGGAGAAGACGCCAGACGUCAGCUAGCGAUGAUGAGUGUGACUACCAAGAAAAGAAGGCGAAGAACAGUGACAGGAAGAAGAAACACAGCGGAGAAGAGAAGAGAGAAAGAAGGAAAGAAGGAAGGAGAGAGGAAAGGAGAGAUUAUGAAUAUAAUAGAAAGCGCAUAGUGGCCUCCUCAGACAGCGAUAGUGAAAGUAGAGAUGACAGUUACAGGAAAAAGAAGAAAAAGGAUAGAAUUACUGCUGGUCAGAAGGAUAAAACACAGAUGAACAGGAGAGGAAGGAGACAGAGUGGAGAGACUUCUAGCAGUGAUAGUGAUGACAGUUACAAAAAGAAGAAGACAAUUGAAAGGAGAAUUGCUGAUAGACAGAAGGAUAAGAAACAGGAUAGAAUUACUGGUGAUCAAGAGGAUAAAACGCAGAUGAACAGGAGAAGAAGGAGACAGAGCAGAGAGACUUCUAGCAGCGAUAGUGAUGAUGGUUACAAGAAGAAGACAACAGAAAGGAGAAUUGCUGAUAGACAGAAGGAUAAGACGGUGCGUGAUAGGAAACGGAAGAGCAUGUCUGCUGAAAGCGAUGAUGAUGAGUUACAGGGAAGGAAAGGUAAUAAACCAACCCAUCGAACAGAUAGAGAUGAAAGCAGACGAGAAAGAGAUUCCGGAAAGAUGGAUAGAAGGACAGAAAUGGAAGGGAGAAUACCGAGAGAUUCCGACGCACGAAAUGGGAAGGAUGAUAGCAGAUCUAAAAGGGUAGACAGUUAUGAACAGAAUGAUAGAAGGAAAGUCAACAGUGGCCCUUCUUUUGCCGACGUGAAGCAGAAAGGCCCUUCAAGAGAAAGACAUGACAGGGAUGAUAGAAAUAGAGAUAGGCAGGAGAGGGGUAGGAAAGAGAAAAGAAGCAGUGAUUAUGAUUCAGGAAGAAGAAGAUAUCAAUCUGCAGAGAGAAAAGAUGAUGUGAGAAUGGAAAGGAAAGAGAGGAAAGAUAGACCAGAUUCAGAUAGUAGAAGGGAUAGAAGCAAUGGAAGGGAUGGACCUGGAAGGAAAGAAGAUGAAAACAGAAAGAAGAGAUCAGGAAGCAGAGAACGAUAUCGUUCUCGGGAUAGUCAAACAUUCGGGACGGAUCUAGAAGAAAGAGGGAAGAAGAUGCUAGGUGAAUUUAUCAAGCAGAUAUGAUUUGUCAAACUCUGAAUGUGCCUCCUUUGCCAAUCGCACAGACAGCAGUUUAGGAAUUUCCGUAAAUUAACAAAAUGUAGCGCCGUGAAAAGACAUGUCCUGAACAUGAAGUUUUGCGAUGUUGGCAAAUUAAAAGUUGUAAUUUGACAAAGCUGAUGGAAAGUCUAGAUAUUGUAAAGCCUGAAGGUAGAAGAGUAUGUGUGCCAGCUUUAUGUCCUAACUAAAUUCUUCUAGUUCUACGGUAAGCCAUAAAAUCAUUAUUUUCAAUGGUUUAUGUAAUUUGCAUUCCAGAUGUAUUUGUUUGAGCCACUACAUUUCACGGAGCUACCUUAUUUGCACAAUGUGCUGUUGAAGCUACAUGUACUUAAUAAGAUACCGGUAAUAUAUUUGUUACAAAUGAAAAUACCUAAUUCUUCUGCUUCAUAUGGAAAACCAGUGCUCAACACCUAAUCUAUGUGUUGAUUACUGCCUAAUGAUUUGAUUAUAAAUGUGGUUUGAUGAUACCUAAACAAGCCUUAAACUAGAUCUGUAUAACAGUAUAGUACCUCUUAUAUUUUCACAGGGCAAGCUAAAUUUUCCUUUAGGCCAUCAUGAUCUACAGUAUUUCCCUGUGGUUGAACAGAAAUAAUUCAUACACAAUAUUACGGGUACUGUACGUUGAAUUGACUGCAUCAGUAAUGCCACUGUGAUGUUGUGCCAGACAAUUCGUCCGUUUUCUCGAAGUGACGGUAUUGAGGAAAAUUGUAACGCAAAGUGUAUGCAAUUUUCAUUCACUACCAUCACUUCAUGAAAAUAGGGACGAAUUAUCCCAUUUGUUUCUUCACACUAAAUGACUGAAAUGUCAAUAUUCAAAAUGAAUGUUUCAGGAGGGUCUUUGACAAAAAAAUGUUAAUAUAGAGAACCUAUAUAAUGAUAUGCUAUCCAUAUAGUGCCCCAAGGGAGAAGGUACUUAAAAGAAAAACAGAAAUCAAUCAUAUUUUUGUAUAUGUAUGACAAACGGGAGAGUGUCGAGACUACAUCACAAUCCGUUGAGCAAACUGCCAAUUUAAGAUUCAUAUACAUUACAUGUACCGGUACACUUAGUGAUUUCAUAUUUCAAACAUUCCUGACUCUCUUAUGAUUGGUCUGAGAGAGGUAAAAUCAACAAGAGGAUGUGGAGUCUUUUCAUUGACAUAACAGGAACAUUGUAUGACUUGUAAUUGGCCUCAGCAUAUUAAAGAAUGGACAAAGAAAGAUAUAUAUGUAUUGAAGUAUAAUGAUCAGAGUUUUUUGAUAAGUAGAAAUAUAGCUUGAUCCACUGUGUUUUGAUCCUUUCCUCUAUCGUACUUAAUAUUAGAAGAAAUUUUGUAAUUAAAUCCUGUUUACCUAUUGAUGAAUCAA